UAAAACAGAAAUAUACCUAAUACCCCUUUCAUAUUUCACUUUUGUUUCUCUCUCUAUAUCUGUGUCCUCACAUUUUCUACAAUCUUCUAGAUAUUUGUGUACCAUUAGUCCCCCUUUUUCUUGAAUUUUUUUGCUUUGAGUUUUCAUCUUGAAUAUGGUGUCCUAGUGGUUACUUUUAUUGGACUUUGUGCUUGAUUGAGUCUUGAUAUGUUAUCCUUGGCUUAAUUGGUUGUUCAACUUUUACAUUUCUUGGUUUCUUGAGUUUGCUGCCUUUUUGUUUUUUUGGGGGGCUCUAGAGAAAGUUUAGAAUUCAGAAAAGAGUCACUCAAUAUUAAAUUCUUGAUUUGGUCUGCCAGUUGUGCUACAAUUGUUGUUAAAAAUUUCAGUCUUUUUUUGACUUAUAAGCAGUGAAAUCUGAAGUUGGAAGUUGUGACAAAGUUCAGCUCUGGCUCUUUAGCAGGUAAGUGCUAAACCAAUUCUGUCAAUUCCCAAAAUCCUAAGUUUUGUGUUACUGUUGUUUAGCUGUCUUGAAGUUCACUUUUUUCAUUUGGGGUUUUAGGAAACUGUUAAUCUUUUUACCUUUGCAUAGUCUUUCUGUACCUUUCACUUUGGAAUUUCUAGCUGGCACCUUGAUUUUGUGAGUUCAAAGAAGUGAGCUUUUUAUAAUGGACUGUCAUCAAGUAGUUGUUCAUGAUAAACCAAAAUCUGAUUCUAUGGAUUGUCAAAGGAAGGGUGGUGUGAUUAGAGAUGGGGAGGGGUUUAUUGGGGUUCUUGAUGUUCAUGUGCACCAAGCUAGGGACAUUCAUAACAUAUGCAUAUAUCAUAAACAAGAUGUGUAUGCCAAGGUUUCCUUAACUAGUGAUCCAAAAGAAGCUGUUUCGACCGAUACUAUUAAUGGUGGGGGCCAGAAUCCGGUUUUCGAUCAGUGUCUUCGACUCAAUGUCAAGACUAUUGAAACAUCAGUGAGAUGUGAGAUAUGGAUGAUGAGUAGGGUUAAAAAUUAUAUGCAAGACCAGUUGUUGGGAUUUACUUUAGUCCCUCUUUGUGAUGUUCUUGCUGCUGAGAAUGGAAAGCUAGAACAAGAGUUCAUCUUGUCCUCAAGUGAUCUCUUCCAUUCUCCGUCAGGUUAUGUGAAAUUGACGAUAACAUAUACUGGUGCAACCCCGGAAGUCUUAGAGAUUCCCACACCAGCCCAUUCUUUGGCUGCAGCAAAUGAUAGUGAUGAAGAUGUUCCAUGUGAACUGGGUAAGAUUGAAUUCCCGGAUCCCGAUAUUGUGAACGAAAAUGAAAGAAUGGUUACUGAGUAUUAUGCAAUUCCCUGCACUGAGAUGGAUAGUCAAAGCUCUGAGCAUAUCAGCUCCAAGGAAAACGGUGAAGAUAUCUCUUCCAAAAACGUUGAGGUUACACCAAAAAGUGUGGCUGUUGAAGGUCAAGAUGCCGCUGAAAACAAGAAGUUAGACACUCCCGCUCUCAGUGCUUCAGCCGAAAGUUCUCCAUCAAACUCAAUUCCCAUAAGGUCAUCAUCUGUUAGUGCCACCAAACAGACAUCUGGUGCUUCGAACGAGGAAUCUGUGCUGCCUCUGAAGGAUAGUAAAGACAGUGGCAAAGAGGUAAAUAGCACCUCGACUGCUGUGGCUGUUAGUACGUUCACACCGCCAGUUGUUAGCAUGAACAUUGUACCUGAGCAGAAGGUUGUGCAGCAAGAUUUUGUUGAUAUGUAUAUGAAAAGCAUGCAGCAAUUCACGGAAGCUCUAGAAAAGAUGAAACUUCCUCUGGAUACUGAAAAUGGAUCGCCCAUCCAGAAUGGAAAUGACAACACGGAAAGCUCCAGUUCAAGUGGGACACCACAGGCGCGCCCAAUCGGCCAAAGCCCAAGAGUGUAUUAUGGUAGCAGGGCCUUCUUCUGAACCAUAGUUCCAAUUGAAAAGGUUAAAAAAUGAAGUGCCUUGUACUUUUAAUCUAGCUGAAUUUACUAGCUUUUCGUUAGCAAAGACUGAAUGUUUCCAGUUUAAUUAGGAUAAGUUUUCCUUGAACUUCUGUGUUUGUUGUAUUAGGAAUGGUGUUAUUUAAUGUGACCCUUUUAUUGGUUCCUUAUUAACAAUCCACUGCCUUUGCAUC
Molecule: messenger RNA, 2118 nt
Organism: Lycium ferocissimum
Lineage: Eukaryota; Viridiplantae; Streptophyta; Magnoliopsida; Solanales; Solanaceae
Exons: 1
Coding region: 666-1907 (413 amino acids)
Source: RefSeq, a predicted model, not a curated record